CCAAGAAUGAAAUAAGUGUAAGGACACAACAAGCCAGAAACCACCACCAAUGUUACUAAAUAAAGAAGUCUGAAAUUACAGAGAGUUUGUCUGGGAGUGUCCUUGACAAGGCCAAUAAAAAUAAGACAGACUUAAAUAUGAGGUUCAUAUACAACUAGAAAAGUGAUUGGAAUUUUGAAAAUCAGCUCACUUGCAAAGAUACCCGAGUGGGACAAACAAAUUCGAAACUGGUUUCUGCAAUGAAGACUGCCCUAUGGCUUACAGUGGGACUUUUAUUCCUGCAAGAAAUUAAACCAAGCGUGGGCAGCAAACGAGAAACGCGCAGCGUCCUGGAUAUGAUUUCGACUUUGUUGUGUUAUGGGGAUCGUCUGCAAAUCCCACUGCUAGCACUCAACCUAUACGGCUGCCACUGUGGAACAGGCGGCUUUGGAAAGCCUCUGGACGCGGUGGAUCGCUGCUGUUUCUUGCACGACUGCUGUUAUCGCCACACCAGGCUCUCUCUGAAAUGUCACAACAGAGUAAAAUGGCAACGCUACAAACUGCUGUGUAAAACCUCCGAGACGGAGUGCCGGUCCAAAAGCAUCUGUGGCAGAACGGCGUGCGAGUGUGACAAGCAACUGGCAGAAUGUCUCACGGCAGCCAGACCUCAGCGGAAGCAUUCUUUCUACAAGCGAGAACUCUGCCAAGGGUCUAAGGGCACCUGUCCCAUCAUGCACCAUAACUGGACUAAAACCCGGGCACUAAGUUAAGUUUCUGCUAGUUAAUUUACUUUAUUGAUUAGCCUCUUGGGCCUUAAGUUUUCUGCUAUUACCUGGAAGCAAGGAAGGUUCUUGGAAAAAUUAACCUCUGAGAAAAAAAAACUAGCUGUGG
This is a messenger RNA of Pantherophis guttatus, 870 nucleotides long. The record is from RefSeq and is a predicted model, not a curated record. Lineage: Eukaryota; Metazoa; Chordata; Lepidosauria; Squamata; Colubridae.